GGAAUAUUUAGUACAAAGAGACGCUCACCAGCUGCUUGCUUUCACAAGACUACCUAAUCCAGCAGUAUUUCCUGGGAGGAACCUCUUCUUGAUUUUUCCUUUCAUUGCUAAACGUAAACGAAAAAUGUCCGACGAAGAACUAAAGACGGUGUUUAAAUCUUUCUGUGCUUUUGGGGCAGGGAGUAAAGACGCUCAACCUGAGAUGGACAACGCGAAAUUUGCAAAACUUUUUCGUGAUCUAAAAUUAUACGACAAAAAAUUCACCUCCACAGACACAGAUAUUAUUUUCAACCGACCCGAAGUAAAAAACAAGACGGAGCGGAAAAUUCGCUUUGAAGGUUUCAAGAAAGCUCUGGAAUUGUGUGCAGAGAAGAAGUAUGGAAACAAAGACGAUGUGCAGAAGUUGAUCGACAAGAUUUGCGGUGGAAAAGGUCCAACAACCGUCGGAGCUACGAAACAAAGUAAGACAGGUGGAGUUGAUAGAAUGACUGACACCUCAAAAUACACUGGAUCGCACAAAGAACGUUUUGAUGAGGGUGGAAAAGGCAAGGGAAUAGAGGGUCGCGUAGACAGGGAUGAAAAAGCUGCUGAAGGCUAUGUAGGGGGUUAUAAAGGAAAAGAUACUUAUGAUAAGAAACAUUAGAGCAGAAGUUGUAACACAGGCUCUUUUAUACCAUAGUGUGUGUGCUUGAUUCACUUUUAGAAGUUUAUGUUUGACAUUAUAAAAUGUAAACAACGUAGAAACAUUGAUAUUUUAUCAGGAUUGUGUGUUACCACUGGAGUGAUCAGAUUAAUUUGUUUGGAUUAGCCUUACUGACAGGGUCUUCUCUAAUUAACCAUGUGAAAUUAUUCGGUAGUUGGGAGCUUAAUUUAUUGGCAAUAUAGGGCAACAACCCUGGCAAUUUUUAAUAAUAUAAAUUUUAAAUCAAAGUAGCAAAUGAAGUUAACAGAUCUUACAUGCAGUUUGAAGAAGAGUUUCUAAUUUAAAUGCUCAUAAGGAUGUGAUAAAUUGUUGCAUACUACCUUGUAUCAAAACGACAAAAAAGUAGUACAAUCAUGGUAGGUUGUGUGAAAUUAUUCAGUGGUUGGUAACUUCAGUGGUUAUGUGAAAUUAUUCAGUAGUUGGUAACUUAUUUUAUUUGCAAUGUUGGACAGUGACUUUGGAAAUUUUUAUUCAUUAAAAUUUUAAAUAAAAGCAGCAAAUAAAGUGAACAGAUCGUA
This is a messenger RNA of Pocillopora verrucosa, 1221 nucleotides long. Its product is annotated as tubulin polymerization-promoting protein family member 2-like. Gene Ontology annotation, biological process: microtubule bundle formation; positive regulation of protein polymerization; microtubule polymerization. Gene Ontology annotation, cellular component: microtubule. The record is from RefSeq and is a predicted model, not a curated record. Lineage: Eukaryota; Metazoa; Cnidaria; Anthozoa; Scleractinia; Pocilloporidae. Gene Ontology annotation, molecular function: tubulin binding.